GAAUUUUGACAAGUCGAGCUGAAAAAGCCCCUUCUUUGGAAGAUCCCUCGUCUAAACUGAUUCGGUGAGCGAGGAUUAUUCGAAGAGGAUGUAGGUGACGCGAGUCCAGCCGUUGGAUUUGUACAGUUUGGUAAUUUUCACCAUGUUCUGAGAAAUUUCUGUGCUUAUCAUUUUCUGAUGGCUAGUGGUCGCUGAGGACGCCAUGCUAUUCAGUGGUGGAUAACGAGCUGCCUGUGCGUCUAUUUACAGAAUCUCCAUUUCUCCUGGUUGUUUCGGAUUUAUUGUGUAAUAUGUUCACGCUGAAUAAUGCUCUUUGAGACUAGCACGGCUUACAAAAUUUGGAUAUUUUGACGAUAUUCUGUGUUGGACUGCACCUGGAGGGAACAUGGCACCUUUAAGCAUGACAUGUUCGAGUCUUGGAGCUGUUUUAACUUUGCUGAUUUGCAUACUAUCUUGUGAAAAUUCACAGGCAUCCGUUGUAAAACGAUGCGUCAUACCGCAUAAUGUGGAGCCAGGCCAUAUUGUGACGGCGUUAUCAAAUAUCGGGCAAAGAUACAGCAUAGUGCAUAGAUCAGAACAGUCGCUAAAGAAAGGCAAAGACUACGCAAGUUAUUUUACCGUACUAAGUAAUGGAGAUCUAGUCACCAACCAAGCCAUAAACGAAUUAGUCGGGAAAAUAUUUUCGCUGACGAUAGACAAUAUGUUCCCGGGCGGGAAGUGGCAGGAUGUGGUUCACAUCCAUGUCCAGGAUGCCAGUAAUUUGCUCGUCUUCCCGAAACAAAAAUAUAUCGGGCACAUCUCGGAAAAUAUGCCCAUCGCUACUUCAGUGCAGGAAUUGGAUGAUCUCUACGCCAUAGCGAAAUACGGCAACAAGAAAAUAGUAUACUCAGUAUCGUCUGGAGAUAGCAAUAUAUUUGACUUAAAGCAAAGAAGUAUCAACGGUGCUGACCGCCUAACGGUGGUGACAAAGUCGCAGCUGGAUCGUGAGGAGAAAAACGAGUAUGACCUCGUCAUACAAGCAACGGACGAUGACGGUGACGUCGCAGCAACUGACAUAAAGAUCUAUGUUGACGAUGUCGACGAUAAUAUCCCAAGUUUUGAAUCUACGCUGUAUAAAGCUACGAUUCCGGACACGACCGCACCGGACACGCUGAUUCUAUUUGUGAAGGCGUCAGACCCGGAUGAACAGCAACUUGGGUAUUUGAUGAAGUCCCCAAAUCAUUUCUUUCAAGUCAUCCAAGAAAAUGGUGCGGUCGUGCUGAAGACGAACCUUCUGUUAAAACCCGACGUGUAUAGCUUCGAUGUUGUUGCAGUCGAUGCAGCGGGUCAUGAGAGCGAUCCCGCUCGGGUCGCUGUAACCGUGACGGGCAACCUAAUGUAUCAACAACCCACAGAGUUCAACGAAAAAAUCCUUCAUCGUUCGAAGCGUGUUGUCAGACGGCCCUUCACUGUAAAUGUAAAAGAGAACCAACACGGACAAUUAUUCUACGCCGGCAGGGCGGCCGAUGGAGAGAAAUUUGAAUUUAUCGAGCCGGUUUAUGAAGAAUUUAGUUUGGAUUAUGACAACGGCGCGGUAUGGUUGCGACCCGGUUUCAAGUUGGAUUACGACUUUUCGAAACGACAGUACGACAUUCGAGUCAACAUCACGAAGCCUUCGGAUCCAUCAUUUUCCGACAUCCAAGAGAUCAACCUCCAAGUCACGGACGUCAACGACGAGCCGCCAAUCUUCACCAACAUGCCAAAAGAGAUGGUGGCCGCCGUCGACAUGAAUGCCUUCGAAGGUCACGUUGUCUACGAACUCCACGCGGCAGACCGGGACCUAAACGCAUCCAUAAGAUAUUACAUCGUCUCAGGAUCUCAGAAUUACUUCACCGUUCACCCCCAGUUUGGCACCAUCACCCUCAUCAGGAAAGGCAUCUCCCAGAACCACUUCAAGUUCACGUUGGCCGUCAUGGCAAAGGAUGUGGCGUCGUACUGGCCCCAGAAUGUUACCGAUCGACUGACCAUCUACGUCGGCAAACUCGACCCGCAGUUUUAUUUGAACUUUUAUGAUGUGACAGUUCCUGAGAUGUCCAAAACGGACAAAGUGGUGACCCAGAUCAAGGCGCGAUCGUUUCAAAGAGAAACACUGACGUACCGUCUCAAGACGGAAUCCGGCGCAAACUCGACGGAUUUCUACAUCAAUGAGACUACGGGAAAUGUCUACGCGUAUCGGGAAUUCCGCUACGAAGAACGGCCGCGGUCAUUCAACCUGAUGGUAUUUGCUACGGAAAACCCACUGUCAGGCGAGAGAAGAACAAGCCGAGUGCCGCUCCGCAUCAACGUGACUGACAUCAACAAUCACAUCCCAAGUUUCCCGCUGUCGUCGUACAUCAAGGAGAAUGUCUCGGAGGAUAUACCCAUUGGUACAGAGAUAUUGACAGUUGCUGCCAGUGACUAUGACGGCGGGCCAAAUGGCCGGCUCACCUACACCGUAAGCGAUGACCAUUUCUCUGUGCGAAAUGCCGACAACAGGGGUUACAUCAAAGUUGCCAAACAACUUGACUAUGACCGAAUCCCCGAACACGCUUACAAUUUCCGUGUAUACGCCACAGACGGUGGGAAGAAUCCGUUGACGGGAAGUACGAGCGUACAAGUAAUUAUGAGAAAUAUUAACGACGAACGACCGCAGUUUCCGCUGAACGUAUCUUACCAUAGCGUGGAUGAGGACGCCCUACCAGGAACGACGGUCGCGGUCGUGCAAGCUAUCGAUAUUGACGGCAGUUCCAUCUCGUAUAGCUUUGAUAAGGGAGAAACAUCCGACAUUUUCCGCAUCAACCCCGUCAGCGGCAUGAUCGUCCUGGAGAAAAUGGUCGAUGCGAAUCGCGACUUCUACACCUUGAAUGUCUUCGCCACGGAUGACGGAAGUUGUGUCCCUUGUACCUCGGUGACGAAACCGUUGUCGAAUAACGCCUCGAUAAUCGUUGAAGUCAUGGAUAUAAACAACCAUCGGCCAGACUUCCCGGAUUGUCGACGAUAUGCGCCGGUCGUGAAAGAAGAACUUGAUCCGGGCGCAAGAGUUACCCAAGUGAAGGCAAAAGAUGAAGACAGUGGCAGCAAUGGCAAGAUCAUCUACUCUAUCGUGUAUCCACGCCACGAAGACAAGUACUUCCUCAUCAACAACACCACCGGUGAAAUAUUCACAAACUACAAAUUCAAACGCGAGGGUUCGAAAAAGGCAUACAGCGUGACGGUGAAAGCUGAAGACAGGGGGCGGCCGAGUUUAGAGGGCGUCUGCUCGUUUCAGGUUCACAUUCUGGACAUAAAUGACCACGUGCCGGAAUUUGACAAAGCAAAAUAUUUCCAUACCAUGAUGAUGGAUACAGCGCCAUCUGUGAGCAUUUUACGAGUUUAUGCAACCGAUCGGGACGAGGGACAGAAUGCCCAGGUGCGGUAUCAUAAGACGUCAGAUGAUUGCGGGAAUUUUGCAAUCAAUCAGAUCAGCGGUGUGAUAUCGUUGGAUCGGACCUUUCCUGCACCUACCAUCUGUAAUCUGACAAUCGAAGCCCGCGAUCUCGGACAGGAACCGCCACCCGAGCGAUGGCAGGUUGCCAAGGUACAAAUACAAGUGAAUAGCUCCGAGCAGCAGCCGCCACGGUGGUUAAUUGACGACGGGACGAGUUUUCAGAUCGAGGAGUUGACCCCUCAAGGUCACACUGUCGUGACCUUGGCCGCGAUGCCCCCGGUUUCUGGACAGCUUGUUUCAUUCGAUAUUGUCUCCAUCGACGGCAAUGAUUUCUUCUUCACGCCAUCUGGUAGCAGCGAUGUGCAACCCUUCCGAACCUUGACGCACACAGAUAAAAACGAGGUGGAGCUGAAGGUCAACUCUCCGAUGGACUAUGAGAGCAUCAAGGAGUAUAGGGUUAAACUGAGGGCAACAGUGGGUGACAAAAGUUCCGAACUCUUACUCAACAUUUCACUGCAAGACAAAAAUGACAACGCGCCAACUUUUACCAGCUACAACAGUCUUCUCGGCAACUACCAGGGGAGUAUUGGUGAAAACGUCCCAGCGGGAAAGUCGGUCAUUCAAGUUACCGCGUAUGACUUGGAUACGGAACCCGCAUUCAAGACGGUAACUUACCGGCUGCAGAAAACUGCAGAUUGGAAAGAUUUCCGGAUUAAUAAGAAGACUGGGGAGAUUUUUAGUAAUAAGGAGUUUGAUCGGGAGACUAAGGAUGAGUAUCGCAUCACAGUUAUUGCAGAGGAUGGGGCACCAUCGGAUGCUGGAAGUGAAGGCCCGAAUGUUGAUUUCAAGGGUGUCAUCAUCGCCAUCGCUGAUCAGAAUGAUAACGCCCCCUAUUUUGAGAAGCCAUCAUACAACACGACAAUAUCAGAAUUAGCGGACAUCACAAGUUCUGUCAUCACUGUCACUGCAAAAGAUUCUGAUUCGACGGCCAAGUUGACGUAUUCGAUAGUUGGCGGAAAUAAACACAAUGUGUUUGGUAUCCGGGAAGGUGUUGGCGAGAUUUACGUGGCACAAUCUUUAGAUUAUGAUACUGAUCCAAAGGUAUACAAUUUGAAGGUGCGAGUGUUCGACGGCAAGUACUACAACGACACCAUCGUCCAGAUCACACUGUUGAAUGAAAACGACAACCCUCCUGUGUUUAACCCGGCAUUCUAUAUGGUCAACAAUGUUAUAGAACACGACGUGCCACCACCAGAAGGAAAGUUUCUUGUUCAGACCCAUGCGAUUGAUGUUGACGCUGCAUAUACGAACAUCUACUACGCCCUCAGCGGAGCUGAUGCGAAUGAAUAUUUCAAGAUUGACGGCCAAGGCAGGCUCUUCCAAAUCAAAGAGAUUGACCGUGAGGCACCUGAUAGCAGCGUACGACUCUGGGAGUUCAACGUUCUAGGCACUGAUGAGAGGUUGACGGGUUACGCCGUGGUGACUAUUGAGGUGCAGGACAUCAACGAUAAUGCGCCCAUCUUUGUCAAUUCACUGCUGAAGGGUUAUCUGAAAGAGAAUGCUGGGCCCAAUAUUGAAGUGCUGAAAGUCGAGGCCAAGGACAGCGACAAGGGUGAAAACCAGACCGUCUAUUAUGAGAUUCUGGAGCAAGUCCCUCGUGUAGGUCGGCGCAACCAAAUGGCGUUUGAAAUGCGUGACGACACGUCUGGACGCAUCUAUACCAGGUUGAGUGGGAUCGAUCGCGAGGAUAACAUCGAUCAGUUUAAGCUGAUUAUCAGGGCGAGGGAUGGCGGACGACCGGCCAAAUCAACGACUGCCACUGCUACCAUUAUCAUUAUGGAUGAAAACGACAACGCCCCCCAUUUCACCAAGAAAAACUACGAAAUUGAAAUUCCCGAAAACAUGAUGAAUGGCACGACUUUCCAUACUGUGUCAGCUACGGACAAUGAUUUCAGCUCGCAGGGCCAUCUGACGUUCAGUUUAGACGAAAACAGUCGCAAAACGUUUAGCAUCCAGAGUAUCUAUGUGACGGAUACUGGUGUACUGCAGGUUUAUAACAUGACGCGCCUGGAUUUUGAGAAGCCUCAGUUCCGCCGUUUUGUCCUCGAUCUCAAAGUUACUGACGGCAAGUUCACGGACACUGCCCGAAUGAUCGUGAAAGUCAUGGACGUGAAUGAUAAUAAGCCCAUCUUUCGGGCCAAUGCCUCGACAACCAUGUACGAGAACAAACCAGUCGGGACAAAGAUUAAGACUUUUGUGGCGACAGAUGCUGACCAAGGACAGAAUGCCUUGUUUGAUUACAAAAUCGACCCUGAAACUGAUCCCUAUGGAAAUUUGAAUAUUGAUCGAUAUGGCCGGGUGACAGUUGUCAAGCCGCUCGAUCGGGAGCAAUGGACGUCCGAUGCAAAACGCAAGGCAAUGAUGACAGCUAGGAUAUUAGCCGUUGAUAAAGGUUUCCCACCCCAGACGGGCUCCUCCUCGCUGACCAUAACGCUUCUCGACGUCAAUGAUAAUUUCCCCAAGUUUGCCUACAUAUACCAUCCAGUGAUCGAUGAGAAUGUUGAACCACCUGCGUUUAUCGUAUCCGUCCAUGCCAAAGAUCCGGACAACGCAACAAAUGGUCCGCCGUUCGUGUUUUCGGAACCUGCUGAUAGUCCAACCAGGGAAUUCUUCACCUUACAGUUCAUCCAAGGUGGCGACAAUGGAAAUGGCGCAGGCGACAUCAAGACGAAGGCAAAAUUCGACCGUGAGAAACAGAAGUAUUAUUACAUGCCGAUCAUCAUGACGGACAGACAAGGUCUGAGCGGAACGAACACACUGACCAUCACAAUCGGGGAUAAGAAUGACAACAUGCAUCAGCCAGGACACAAGAAUAUCGAUAUCUAUAACUAUGAAGGCUGGAAAGCGGGGAAAUUCCGUGCAACAUUUAUCGGCAAUGUCUACGCUCAAGAUUACGACGACUGGGACUUACCGGACAAGACGUUUGAAUUUGUUGGAGACCCACCUCCCUACUUCAGAGUUGAUCGAGGUACGGGUGCCCUUCACUUGACCUCCUAUCUGCCCGAAGGUCGCUACGACAUGGAGUUUAAGGUCACUGACAACUACUACCACAUGUCGGUCAUCUCGACUGUGACGGUCAUCUCCAGGAACAUUCCUCAGGAGCCUGUGUAUAAUGCAGGCUCAUUCAGGAUAACAGGUGUAACAGCAGAGGAAUUUGUUGACCGGGAUCUCCCUGACUCUUCCAAGCCCAACUUCUACCAGCCCAGUCUCUACAUGCAGUUCCGUGAGAAGAUUGCCAAGAUACUAGAGACUCAGUUGGAUUUUGUCGAAAUCUUCACAGUGAUGAACUGUAAAGGUGAAAAGGGCAAGUGUGUUGACGUGAGGUAUUCGGCGCACGGAUCCCCAUACUACAAGCCUGCAAGGAUGAAUGGAGUGUUCGACCAACACCGGGACACUUUCAACGAAAUCCUGCAGGAGAAGAACCCUGAUGCCAUCCUCGCCAUGGUACCUGUCGAUCUCUGCAUGAACGAGGUCUGCGAGUCUGGAUGUUCGAACGUCUUGACAAUCGGUAGAAGACCACACGUCAUCAAUACAAAUGGCAGCACUCUUGUUGGAAUCAAGUCGUUCGUCGAGGCCAAGUGCCAGUGCGAGGCGCGUAAAGUGUCAAAAGAUGUCAGUAUCUGCACAGCGGGUUCUUGCUUCAAUGGCGGGGUCUGCAAACAACUGGACGAGGGAUUUAGUUGUGCCUGCCCCCCCGGAUUUGACGGUCCUCGCUGCCAACAGACUAAGCGGCAAUUCAAUGGAGAUGGAUGGGCAUGGUUCCCACCACUCAAACAAUGCCUACAAGGUCACACGUACUUAUCGUUCAUGACGCGGGAAGAUGGUCUACUCCUAUAUAACGGACCGAUGCGAGUUCCCUCAAUGUCACAACCCACGGAUUUCAUUGCCAUCGAGAUUGUCAAUGGCUACGUCCGUGUGACGGUCGAUCAUGGUUCCGGCCCGAGCUCCGUCACCGUCGGUGGCAGACGUGGUAGUGCUUCGAGGGCGCCACCAGUUACUGAUGGAAAGUGGCAUCGGGUGGAUAUCUUCAGACAGGCAAAUAAGAAAGACAUCACUGGUUUGGGUGAGGCAGAGAGUGGGAAUUUCGCACAUAUUGUGCGGGUCGUCGUCGACAGCUGUAAGGACGCCCCGAUAACGGAAACUGGUCAAAGCAUCCAGGACCGAAACUCGUGUGAGCGAUUCAUGGAGACGCCGGGAUCACACAAAUUCAUCAACGUGAACCAGCCGCUGCAACUCGGUGGAAGGAAGAAUCUGUUGUCACCAUUCCCCGGGAGUCUCGUGUCGAAGGGGUUCAAGGGAUGCGUUAAGGAUCUGGUUCAUGAUGGCGAGCUUUACGAUCUUUACAUUGGAGACAUUGGUGAGCAGGAUGGGAGUUCUGAUGGCUGUCCUGAUGAAGAUGUCUUCUGUGGUGGGAACUCCCCAGUGGGCUUGCAUUGCGUCAAUGGAAAGUGUGUGUCAAAUUUGGUUGGCCAGCUUAGCGAUGGUGUGGCUUUCAAAUGCAUCUGUGACCCCGGUUGGAAGGGACAUCUUUGCAAUACAAGAACAAAGGAGAUUAAUUUCAACGACAAUAGUUACAUCAACUGGAAGUUGUCGCAGGUUCAUCUGAUGGACCAUUUUACCUCAGACAUACAGAUCAUGUUCAGGACUCGCCAGAGAGACGGUGUGUUGAUGUACUUCAAGGGACAGUACAGUACGAGGGAGUUUAUGAUGCUUAGGGUGAACGAGUACCGCCUUGAGUUCCAAUACAACCUGGGCAAUCUCGCCGACAAGGAAUUAUCGCUUUACUACGUGAAUGCCUCCAAUGGAGAAUGGCACACUGUCUACGUGCAGCGGUUUGGGAAAGCGAUCACUCUGAAGAUGGACAUCGGCGAAGGACGGUUCUAUAACCAUACAUCAGGAGAUACGCAUGAUCACCAGAUUACCAGGUUGGAUGGGACGGUGCUUGGUGGUGCUGAUGAUUAUAAGGACAGUUGCUUGAAGGAUCCUCGUUAUAACAACGGCUGGUUUCCUGUCGACAGGGUCAUAGAGAAGUCCCCCUAUGCAGAGAUAGUGGAUGUAAAGAACGUCACUAUGGGAUGUAAAACAUCUUCUUGCAUUGGGAAGUAUUGCAUUCAACCAUUCAUGUGUGUUGACAAGUGGCGUCUCCAAGUGUGCGAGUGCCCAGCAGGAUACUACGAAGGUUUUGACAACUCGAGCCACUCCCCGGUCAGGACGUGUUUCAACGUCAGCGAAUGCCUCAGCAGUCCGUGCCUGCACGGAGCAUGUUUCGAUCGCGUCAACGACUACCACUGCGAGUGCGAGUAUGGCUGGGAGGGGAAAAACUGCGGGCAGAGGCAGGAGAAGAUCAUGGCAUCACUCAGCACUGGAGCUUUGGUUGCCAUACUUGUGUGCUUGUUCUUGCUGAUGCUUCUGGUCCUAGCGUUUGUCAUCUACACCCGCCGACGCCGCGAAGAUGACAAGUAUAUCUUGGAAGUCGAUCCUGAUGAUGACGUCCGUGAAAAUAUUGUUAAUUAUGACGAGGAAGGUGCCGGGGAAGAAGACCAUGAUGGGUAUGAUCUAACCCGCUUACGCAAACCAGAGGAGCCAAAUAAACCUAAGGUGGAAAAAGUUAAACUUUUAACAAAUGCUGCUAAGCCCGCACCACCUCCAAGAACGACCCCUGUGACACUUCCUGCAACACAGCCCAAACCGCAAACGCAGACUCAACCAAGUCAACCAACGAAACCACACCCACCGGUGGACGUCGGAGAAUUUAUUAAGAAUCGUCUUAAAGAUGCGAACAAUGAUCCAAACGCGCCCCCUAAUGACAGCCCACAUGACUAUAAUUACGAAGGAGGUGGCAGUACCGCCGGGUCGUUAAGUUCUUUAAAUUCAGACAAUUCCGAAAAUGAUCAAGACUAUAACUUUUUGAAUACCUACGGGCCGCGAUUUAAUAAACUAGCCAACAUGUAUGGCGGUGGAGAGGAUGAUUAGUGCGCUCUGUUUAUUUGAGGUCGGUAGGAAAUUAUCGUUGAGCAGUCUAUUGAGGGGCUGACUGCAGCACGAUAGAUGGAUGGAUAUGACACUAAUGGGGAUUUUUCCAGCUGAGAUAUGAAAGAGAAUGAUGCUGUCAGGAGUGUUUUGUGAUGAGAACAUAGAAACGAUCGCAUAUGAAAUGAUUCUCUUCGUACGCAAAAGUUACCUGCAGUUGUCGCAAAGAGCGAUUUUCUAACGGUCGGCUGAUGUAGCGAGGGAUGGCAUUCCAAAACUGGUGCAGAUUUUUAAACUUGAGAACCUCAACGUUCAGAGGGCAUCACAACUUUCAAAUUUUGAAUGUGUUCGGAUAUGAAGCAGCUGCAGAUUUGUUGAGCCUAUUAUCCAAAAUUGUGCCUGGUUUCAAAACGACAUCUGCGAUUGGCUAUUAGAGGAUGAAAUCGACAAAGAGGAUUAUUCUGUGUGAAUAAGUAUAGUGAGCAAUAUGGUGCAAAAAGGAUUUGGCGACAAUAUUAUAGACGGAUAUUUCUCUGUUCCGCAUGUUCUGAAUGAUUUUUUUCAACAAUGUGCCAACUGUUCUCAUACUUUCUGAUGCUUUUAUAGAGACUUGUUGUGGCAAAUAGCGUUUAUGACUUCUUGACUGGGAAAUUAUUGUGUUAAUUUCGGGACGAGAUUUUGAUUCAUUACGUACGUAUGUGGUGCUGUCAUGAUAAAGUGAAUAAUGCGAUCUCUUAGAAAUUCUGACGACGGAGGAAUGGUAUGCAUGACAUUAUAUCGGUAGAUUUGAUACAGAAUCCUGAGAAUACUCAAAAAAAUAUCUUGAGCUCUGUUGGAAUAGACAGAUAACGGCACAUCAGUCUAGAUUGGCAUUUAUAUUUCCAUAAAUAAUAUUGCAUCGUUUGUAGAUCCUGUUGUACUUCCUACCUACAUGCCACAGAUGCCAUAUUUACUGCUGAAAGAUUUUGCAGUGUUGCGGUUGGUCAUCAUUUCGCUAAAAAAGUAAACAUUUUACAAAUUGAAGAAGGUGACUUUGUGUUACACAAAAUGUUAGAUACUUUACAAUGCUGGAAUACUAUUUAUGAUGCGAAAAGUAGCUUUUUCAUCACCUGCAAUUACAGUGAUUUUUACACGAAUAUCAAAGUAUCGACAUUGAUCAAGGCAAAUUCAAUUAAAGCAACUACACAAUUUAUAACGCAUUAAAUAUACAUGUAGUCAAUGAGGAGAUUUCGGGGCUGCUCAGUUUUGCUGAUUUUACGCUUGAUUCCUUCAUCUUGCAAUAUCAAAGACUUCCUUUGUCAACAAAUGGUCAAGAUUAGGGGUCGAUUUGAAUAUUGAGAAAUGGUCUUAUAUCAGUGGAACUAGAGUAUCUACAUUUGUAAUGUAAUGCAAAACAUUUGAAAUCUAUAGGCCUAAGGCACGCUUGCCAAUGCGUGAUUGCAUAAACAACACGAUUGCAAUUAAAGUGUUUAUUUUCACCAUUUAUUUUCUUAAAAUUCAUAUAUCAUUAUUUCAUGCAUACAUUAUGUCAUAUUCUUUGUCAAGUUGAGGUGAGCUUAAUUUUCAAUUUAACUUUCAGACUGGAGGAAUAGAUUAGAGAUUAUAAAAAAACAGAAGUAAAGGAAUUAUUUUCAACAACUUGAUUAAGAUGCCAAUAAAAAAAAUUACGGCCUACCUGCUUCUCAUGCAAAUUACAUUGUGCAGGCUAUCGAAAUACAGUAGAAACUUUGUACAAGGACCCCCUUGAGAGUGACAAGUGCUGUCCUUAAUAGAGAGGUUUCCUGAUUAGAGAGGUAAAUGUUCAAUGGCAACAACCAGUUUGGAAAUUAAAGACGUGUCCUUGAUAAAGUAGGUGGCCUUAGUAGAGAGGUGUCCGGUAAGGGAGGUUCCACUGUACAAUUUAUGUUUUAAAAAUAUUUCUCCAGUCGUCGGAAGGUUGAUGUCAUCUCUAUUCUGCCAGAUCUCACUACAUAUUAAUCUAUAGUCAUCAAUAAUAUAUUACUCUCGUCAAAUCUGGUAAAGUUAACAUGAAAUGAAUUUAGUUUAGCGCCAUUGGGCUACAAAUCGGCUACAAUCUUCCUUUUUAACUUAUUUCUUACUGAAUUUUUGUAUGAUGUGUAGAUUUGAGAAUUUUAUUAAGACAUUGUAAGAUGUGAACAUAUCAACUUAUACUGGUUUUAUCGUGGAGAGCAAUGAUCGAUGUAUUUGUAUGAAUAUGUUUGAACUUCAGGCCAAGCUUCUGAGGUGGAGAUCUGCAUGGAACAUGUUGAAUAAGCAUUUAAAGAUUCACAACUUUGGGGGGCUUCCAUUACGUUUACAGGCCCUUAGAACCAAAUUUGAACAAUUCAGGUCCUCCCAAGAUUGGGCCUAUUGAUCUGUGAACCUAAUUCCUAAACGGAUAGUCGGGCAUUAAUAUAAUCGGGUAUCAGCUAGCUGCUCGGACAUUGGGCGGGUUAGAUCAAAUGAUGGACAGUUGGUGAUAUGACCAACACUGAUCAACAAAUGAUAAACUCGUUAUUUUUCUGCCAGUUUUAUAAUAAAACAAGCUAUUUGUUAGAAAAAUACAUUUGUAGGAAAAUUGUCUAGUUCCCAAAAGCAUCACAGCAAAAUGUUGUAUGCUUUUUUCUUUCGUGACUGGACGAUCACACAGCUGAUUUGCUUAUCUGAGGAUUAUAAGACAAAAUCUUGAUAAUUCGUACCGCUCAAAAGGUGUUUUAGAGCUGUACGAAUGGUUUAAUGUUCAAGGGGCUGGUAAACGUAAUGUUCAAGCAGAAUAAUUAGCGCACACCGUUAUUGUGUAAUACGAUAUGUACUUAAAAGAUGGCGCUCCAACUUUCCAUCUGACUAUGCAUUCCAUUCAUUCUCGUGACCACUUUUAUAUACUAACUCGUGAACUAUUGGUAGGAACUACAUUCGAAAUAAUGCUGUGACAGUGAGUAUAAACACAAGGCCUACUAUCAAGAAUAUAUAGGCCUACGGUGAUGAAUGUGCAACUGCGAAAAAUAAUCAAAUAUGAAAUAUUGUGACAGUUCAAAAAACUCGAAAAUUAUUGUCCUCGUGCUUCGGAAAUUUUGUCGUCUAUUUUAAGUCAUCGUCUAACCUUGUAUCUAGUAUUUCAAAUCUACUAGUGGUAGUGCCCAAGGUAAGUGUGAAGCCUACUGGGUACAAGGUAGGACUUCUUUUUGGGGACAAACUGUACAUAGCAUUUUAAUUAUUCAAUUAGCUACAUUGUUUUAUUCGCCUUCAUACUUCUGAUGAAUUGACGACAUGAAGAAAAAUGAAAAGGUUUGAUUGAUUGAUUAUUUCAGAAGUUACGUUUAUUGGGCAUGUUGGGGGUUGAAGUUAAGUGAAAAUACAUUUCAAGGUGCCCUGUUAACUGUUUUAUCUUUGUUUAGUGAAUUCUCAUUUGCACCAGCAUGACAGUUUUGAAUAACUCACCGGUGAUUUAAAGAAGUAGAUAUUCGUAUUUUAUUUUUUUGAAAAUAGAAUCAAUUCCACUAAGUUUUGAUUUAUUAUAGAGGGCUCAUGCUUUUGGUUAUAGUGCUUAUAUCUAACAUGUCUUAUGUCAGGGAGUGUGGGGUCUGGGUUAAAACACUAAAAAGAAUUAUAUCCAUUGGCUUCAUAUGCAGUCAUUUUGAAAAGUCUAACAUGUCAAACAUUGUCUAAGUGUGCAGAAGAAGGUUGCUUAAUUCAGUUGUCAAUUUCUCAGAAUUAUGAGGCAGAUUUUCAGGAGAUGUCAUAAAAAUAUUUGUUAAAAGUCAAGAAUCAAAAUUAGAAAAAUUAGUUAUGUCUUGUACGUGACAGUGUGAUAUUAUGAUUCGUAAGAAAUUAAUGGUUAGGAUUUUGUGCUACAUUGUACAUGUACAUUUAAUUUAUAAAAUUAGUGAAAAAAUAAUUUGUUGUAAAUGAGAUGUAAUAAAUAUCCAGUUUGGUAUAAGAGAAGGAAAAUCACCCUGUUGGGUGAGUUCCUUCUCUAAGCUUAUUUGGAGAUUACAUUUAGACCUUUGCUCUUUCCUUUAACACGCUCACUUUACAAAGUCUUUAUAUUUUUGCUUGCUCGCCAACGUAACAAUUCCAAGAGUUUUAGCAAUAGCAAUCUGAAGUAUUUUGUUUCUCAGCUUGCCGAGGGAUUAAUGGAGAAUGAAUGUUUGCCAUGCUGCUGUGGUGGAUUUAUCCAGAUUCAUCAUGUUCAUGUGAAAUUUCUUGCUCAUUUAUCAAGCAAUAUCUGGCAUGCCAUAUUGCCCGAGGCAGCUCUACGAGUUUUCAGUUGCUUAAAUCAUGGGGGUGAUUCAAAUUUUAAAAGUACCAGUUACGAGCCACAAUAUAUUUGCUGAAAUCUUUUGUGUACAAUUUUUAAAGGGUUUAAAGGCACUCCUUCCAGUCCCUUUCACUCCAGUAAUUUGCCAGCCGCAAAUAAUUCCCACAAGUCUAUUGUGACCCCUUACACUAUUUCAAAUCGUCACCUGUGUAGCUGCAUGGGUUAAUGAAACGAAAAUCUGCAAUCAUUCUGAUACCUACUCAUUGACAUCUUUCCUUGCUAAAACAUGUAUAUUAAUGGAAAUGAAUGUAGCAAACUAUGUCAGGAUCCACCCCAUUUCUUUGGCAUUUCUUGACAUUCCUCGUCAAGCUGGGCAACUAAAUGGUUCAGAACGGAUAGGAACAUGUGUUAUUGUACAUAUUUAUAUAUGAUUGAGGUAUCUAGGCAAGGGAUAUUGCUGCUUAAUGUUUGUACAGUUUAUUUUGUGGUAAGGUACAACAAUUAAAGAUGUGGACAAUUUUCUUUUUGCUUUAAGCUGCUUAGAAGUCAUUAGGUUGAAUUGACAAAAAUAGCACGAUAGGUGCAUUUUAAUCUGCUUCUUGCUUAGCUUUGCAAGUCUUCAACUUUUGGAAAUAUUGUAGGGAAUUUCCCUGAAAUUUAUUCAACCCUGCCGCUGCUUCGAUAAUGUUCAAGAGAGACAGCAUAUUUUCUAAAAGGUAAACCCGGCCAGCCUAAUGUGCUAUAUUGAAGAUUUUCACUGUUUUCCCCAUAAAAGGAAUAAACAAUUUAAUUUUGUGGAAUAAUUCCUUCAAGGGUUAAGGCUACUACCUUGUCAUCUCUUUUGAACGCGUUAGGUAGAACAGACUUCAAAUUCAUCAAAAAAUCAUAUGGGCGCAUAUACUGAACAGAGUUCUAGAGAUUUUAGUGUAAUUGACACAAACUAAUAGCAAAAAAAGGCCAAGAAAUAAACUGUAAAAUUCAGAAUUUUCAUUGGCGAUUUAUUCUUUGAAACGCCUAUUUUGGCGUGACAAUUUGGCGGUUCACAGUAAACACAAUUUCUAAUUUCUAAAUCGUCGUUGGUAUUGUGCAUGAAAAGGGAAAGAAUUAAUUUAAUAUAAUAAAUAAAAUUGUAAUGUAUUUUGCUGAUUGUUAUUGUCCUUCACAGUUGGUAAUUGCUGCACUCCUCUAAAAUUGUUUAAAAACGUUUAACGUUUUUCGUCAUUUAUUCAUUUGUAACCACGGCAACUAAAAUAUACAAUUUCCAUGUCACUGACACGAAGCAGAACGGAUGUCAAUUGUGAUUAGGACUGUAUCUCGAGGUAUAGAAAUAUAAUUCUUUCCACAAUUGAAUAUAAGCCGUCUCUCCAAUUGAACUAUAGGCAAUGGAGGCAAUCAAGUUUCGAAAGUAUUAUACAAUGCAGCUCAUCUCAAGAGUUAGAUAUUGAUGGUCAAUUCCUAGAUCGUCCAAGCUGUUAUUAUGAUUAAUGAGCCUAUGAUCAAAUUGACUUCCAUAUGCUGUUGGAGAGUCUUGAAAUUGUCCUCUCCCCACUAUUUUGUUGAUGCUCACAAAACUUGCAAAUACUGCUUCGAAUGCGGCACAAGUUGUCUUAGAGUAAUCCAAUAAAAUGAUGACGCCAGUGUGCCACUUUUUGGUCCAAAGAUACUUUGAAGUAUUACCAGCAAGGAAUAACUUCCAGCUUCAGCAGGGUGAAGGGAGUUUUUUAGAAAUUUUUGGUUCUUGUAUGCUUGUCUUUGGAGUAAGCUUUGGCGAAGCUGGACAAUUUAAUAGAGAACAGAAAAACACUGACUGGUUUUGCUGACUUUCUUGUUCUCAAUUUUGUUGCCCGUGUGUGCCUUAAACUCCCUGCAAAUGAGCAGUUCAAAUCGCUGAGACAUCCAAAAACACUAGUCAUCGGUGGUUGUCGCAGGUGCUUGGUAUUUUAAAUCAAAGGAACCUGUCAGUGAUAAUAUCAAACCUGGGAAUUUCUUGUUUUACCUACAGAAGAGAUAUCUCAUUGUGCACAUACGAAUGUAGUAGGUUGCAGUGACAAAAAUUGCUCGUUUGCAUGGCGCUAAACUUCAAGCCGUAGGUAGAAGGAGGAAAUUACUGUUUUGGUCCUGGUCAUUCCCAAAAUCUGGGAACAUUCCUAAAUUUUGAAAUGGCUACGACUUAUAUCUCUCGGGUUAUAUCCUGUAUGUCUGGGCAACAUUCCAAGACUCUAAGAUGUACAUACUUCUGUGCUGAUAAUAGGAACUUGCUUGAAACCCAUGAUAUUGUAAAUGUUAAUAAUUCAAUGAUGUAUAUUGUAUAGACCUGUUCAGGAAAAGAGUUUGGUGAAGAUUUUCAUUUCUGUCAUUAGAGAUUGAUGUUGAAUGAUUGAACAAGCUUUAGCUAAAAUCAAGUCAAUUGACAGAACCAGCAUUUGAGUAUCAGGCUAUUAGGCAAAAAUAACAUAAAUUGCUGACUCUGCUGAUGAAUACUGCCUCUAAUUAGCUAAUUAGGCCAGAUGGAUACUGCCUCCAAUUAGCUAAUUAGACCAGAUGGAUACUGCCUCUAAUAAGCUAAUUAGGCCAGAUGGAUACUCUGCCUCUAAUAAGCUAAUUAGGUCAGAUGGAUACUGCCUCCAAUUAGCUAAUUAGGCCAGAUGGAUACUGCCUCUAAUUAGCUCAUUAGGUCAGAUGGAUACUGCCUCCAAUUAGCUAAUUAGGCCAGAUGGAUACUGCCUCAAAUUAGCUAAUUGGGCCAGAUGGAUACUGCCUCUAAUUAGCUAAUUAGACCAGGUGGUAUUGCCUCUAAUUAGCUAAUUAGGCCAGAUGGAUACUGCCUCCAAUUAGCUGCUGGAAAUACUAAUAGUAAUACUGUAUCAAAUGCUUUUCCUGAAAAGGUAAACUUUGUGUAUAAGAGAUUCGACUAGUCAUUCUAAACAUGCUAACUGCAUUUGAUGCAUAGCAAAAAAUAGUGUAAUUCGUUGUCUAGCUUGUCUUCUCUCAAAUUUUCAUGUGAAGUUGUGUCAUAUUAGCUUGGAGAAGACUAUUUGUUUUUUUCCUAUGCGCAAGUAAGAUACCUCUAUUCACGUUGUUGAUCUUCACCAGAAAUAAGUUCAUUCGACCAAAGCGGUUCCUUGAAACAGCAGCGAUACACACUAACCAGCUUAAAGAUUCAUCAUGUCGGAAUGUGUUGUUACUGCAUAACUGGCAUGCGUACUGUAGUGUAACUAUGUAUGGGUCACUGCAUGAACAAGUCAGAUAAGGCCUUACUUGACCUUUGAGAUUUGACUUACUGUGCCUGUUUUGAGAUUAAAGCCUGCCUUAAUUAUCAAAAAAUAUUCCUUGAGUAGUUGCCUUGGAUUUGGCUAUUGGUUUUCUUAGAGUCAUGUACAUUUGUAUGCUGCAGGCUCAGUCGCUAACUCUGAUUAGGGGUGAUCUUCUUCUUGUAAACCACUUUCGUUUGUUCCUUUUACUACUAUAACUAAAGAUAUAAAUUGUUUUUCCAACAUGAAAUGUGCAAUACAGGGUGUCCCAUAAAACUCCAAGGGAAAAGUAAUUCAUCAUUGUUCGCGAUUGCUUGGUAUUAAGUGUAUUGUUCUAAGAAUCUGAUGACAAAUUGUGUACUGAAUUAUGUUUUUCAAUAACUUAUAGCCCUCUUCUUAUCAUCUGCAACCCUUGGUCUGUUUUCUGGGACACACAUUAGAAUCAUGAACUUAUGUAGAAUCUGAAUUGUCAAAGUAAUGAAUAUGUAAGUUUGUAUGUUUUUUUUCAUCAUACAAAUAAAGUUGCUUUAAUAAUAA
Molecule: messenger RNA, 17521 nt
Organism: Lineus longissimus
Lineage: Eukaryota; Metazoa; Nemertea; Pilidiophora; Heteronemertea; Lineidae
Product: neural-cadherin-like
Exons: 36
Coding region: 386-9478 (3030 amino acids)
Biological process (GO): cell morphogenesis; cell-cell adhesion mediated by cadherin; adherens junction organization
Cellular component (GO): plasma membrane; adherens junction; catenin complex
Molecular function (GO): calcium ion binding; cadherin binding
Source: RefSeq, a predicted model, not a curated record